AUGAAGUUCGCACACGACUUCAAAGAGACCCUUUCGCGUGAAGGGUUCCCUUCACACUGGGUCGAGUCGGCCAUACCAUACAGCCAACUGAAAAAGGUGCUGAAGAGAGUCGCCGGCGAACUAAACGAUCUCGGCUUGGACCCUGAGACGUUGCGCCAGCUGCUUGAUCCCCAAAGCGACUCCCCUUUGGUCAUCGAGUAUGGCUUGAAAGUCGCUCAGGGCUCGGAGUUUCUGAGGCCCCAGCUCACUGUACUGCUUCACCUCCAGGAUGGAGUAGCAGUGGAUGUAUCUUUGUCGUCAAGUUCUCGAACCUUUUUGGAACACAUCUCAUCUUUGCAGGCAAACUCGCCACGGCAUCCAGCGCUGCCAUUGGAACGAUCACUAGAACCACCGAAAGAAGCGUCAACAGAUGACGCGGCGACUUCUGAAUCGCAUGCUAGCUUCGCCAAGCUAACUGAGCCCGCCGAUUUGGAUCGUUCAGGCGAGGCAAUUUCCACAAGCGCCUCGCCGGCCAACCCUCUCUGCAAGCAGCUUGAGGUUCCGCUCGUCUUUGAUGGCAAGUUCUUCGACAUGCUGCAGAGCGAUGUCAAUGGCCUAGACGCCCUACAGGCUAGUGAAGAGGUCGCCAUGACCAAGGAGAUCGUGGCUCUCGGGCAGGACGUCUCCCAACUCACCAAACCUAGCCGGCUUUCGAAGAGCGAUCUUGCGCGAUGGCGAACCAUUUUCGAGCUCUAUCUCGAAGCCCAAGUCUUUUUUUCCGUCUACGAGCAGGACCACGGUACACGCGACAGCCACUCGGCCUCACGCCAGCUGCAGUGGUUCCAGGGCGAAGUCACAAAGCGGAAUCUCGCUCGCCAGUUCAAAAUGUCGGAGAGCCGAGAGGCGCUUGUUCGCUUCCUUCGUCUCAACGCCCUGCUUCUGAAGAACAUCCAAUUUCAGGAGAUCAACCGCACCGCCAUUCAUAAAAUUCUCAAAAAAUUUGACAAGCGCACGUCUCUGGGCGUAUCCAAGACGUUCCCCGCCCAGAUCCGCUCUGACAAACUACUCGCUGGUACCAUGGCUAGAGAUAUGUGUGCUCAAGUGUCCACUGAGCUUGUUUCUGUUGUUCCUCAACUAAACGACUACCUCUGCCCUGUCUGUUUCGCCAUCGCAUAUCGCCCUGUGCGUCUGGCUUGCCAGCAUAUUUUCUGCAUUCGCUGCAUUGUCAAGAUACAACGGCGGCGCGAGAAGCAUUGUCCGUUGUGCAGAGCUGACGUCGUCAUGGAUGCUUCAGCUGAUAAUCUGGAUAUCGAGUUGGAUAGGUAUCUACGGAAAUACUUCAACAAGGAAGUGAAGGAGAAGAUCCGCGCCAAUGACAUUGAGCGAGGCAUGGAGGACUACGGCCCUGGAUACACGCAUUCUGAUUGUGCCAUUAUGUAA
Messenger RNA from Verticillium nonalfalfae, 1419 nucleotides. RefSeq lists its product as uncharacterized. The record is from RefSeq and is a predicted model, not a curated record. Gene Ontology annotation, molecular function: metal ion binding. Bases 1 to 1419 code for a protein of 472 amino acids. NCBI's taxonomy places the organism in Eukaryota, Fungi, Ascomycota, Sordariomycetes, Glomerellales, Plectosphaerellaceae. The transcript has 4 exons.